UAUACACUUCCGCUGCUCCAUGUGUCUGUAUUCUUUCACAGCGAAGUGAAGAGAUGGCGAAUAAACGUCAACAUAACGAAUCUCCCAAAUGCACAACAACUGCAAAGCAAAGCAAACCAGAAGAAAGCGAGUUUAAUGGCACUGUCUUUAAAUCCAUGUUAAAAGAUCCGUCUAAAGAGCUAAAGGGUUUGGAAACCUUCAUAAGAAUCGCACGGAGACUUCCCUGUGCUGACCUCCACGAUGUCGUCGAGGGCUACAUUAAAGUAUCGGUCGAAUGUUCAGAGAUUUUUAAAUUACUGGAGGCAGAGGGUCGGUCGGAGUAUGAAUUGAUGCAGAUUUUUCAGAGUCUCGAGAUGAUUUUGCUGCGGACAGCCAGCGAUUUGAGUCACUUGAGUAUGGUGGGCUCCAACAUAGUUAAGAAGAUGGUUUCAACUCAUAUGAAACUUCUGCUCACCUCCCUGCAUGCUGACGAACAUCGGUUUGUUCGCCAGUGUCUGCUGUUCCUGUCCGCUAUGGUUUCUCAGGGAGCAGAGGCUGCCAGGGACAUCUUCAGUCACACAAACUUCUGCAAAGGAAUUUCUGGACUCGCUCGCAGAAGAGACAAAACGGGAAAACCUGAUGUAAGAAUGGCUUAUAUACAGUUUGUUCUCUCAUUCCUGAUGUGUGGAGACAACACAACUAUUGAUCAGAUACUGGAAAGCAAAGAUUUAUUGUCUGCAGUUUUGUCCAAUGGACUUAAAGAAGACAGAAUAUCAAUAGUAAACCUGAUUCUUUCCACCCUUCAGACAAGAGUUGUGCAGAAUAAAGCCAUAAGGAAAACUCAGAAGGUGCGUUUCUUUAGCGCUUCAAUACUGGCUCAGAUCGCCUCUCUUUAUAAAUGGAAUGGGAUUGUGGAUGUCGUCACGGAUGAUGAAGAGGAACAGAAAGACCGAGAGGGAGGACAGGGUAUAGUGAGAGAGCUGGUGCAUAAGUUCCUGCUGGACCUCUGCUGUUCUCGUAAAUAUGGGAUUAGUUUCUAUGACCCCAGUCUGGGGACCAUGGGACGAUUGGGAAACAUUGUUCUCCUUCAGUUCCUGGUGGGGCUGAAGCAGUUGACUGAAGACGAGAUGGUGGCAGAUCUGGUUGUUAAUAUUCUGAAGGGCAGUCCUGAUAUUCUCACUAGAUACUUAAAGGAAACCCAGUUUUCAUUCACUCCACGCAUCAAGAGCUCCUGGCAGGAUAACAUCACUCUUCUCAAGAAAAUCUUUGAGGCCCAGCCGGAGAUGUCCAAAGCUUUUCAGACAUCUGAGUUGAUUCCUUUACCUCGGUUGCUUUCCAUGGUGCUGGUCACGUGUCUCCCUUCAGCGUGUAAUAAAUUGUUUUUCACUCAGGGACUCAACUUACCCAACGUGGUGGUCCAACACACCACACUUUCUCUCUUGGCCUUCAUCCUCAAGCGAGCCCAGAAGAAUAUUGAGCACUGUUUAGACAAAAAAGUCUGGGAGACUUCGGACAUUUACAAUCCUGCUAUGAUGGAGGAGUUUGUUCAGCUCUUCAGAGAAGCCUUGAGCAAGAUUCUGCCGGACACGCUGUCCAUCAUUUCCAAAUGGCAGUCGCUCUCAAAGGAAAAGGUAGAUGGUGCCAAGACGGCAAACACAGAACAACAGCAAGAAGACAAGAAAAGGAUUGAAGAAAAACGGGGUGAGGAUGACCCACAGCUUAUUCUGGUGAAAGCGCUGCUUCUCCAAGUGAUGUGCUUGUAUCAGAGGGUGGUACCUCACCUCGUCAGACAAAGCAAAUUCGACUUUAGCAAGCUCCUGAAAGGCGUGGUGAUGAAGAGAGGAACGAAACAGGAAGUUCCUCCAGUUCUGCAGUAUCAGAUUCUACAACUGGCUCUUGAGCUCCCUGCCAGCAAGUUCUCCUGGUUCAGGGUUGAGGAACUAGCAGAUCCAGAUCUUGAAAAAGGAGAGAACUCUGUUUUCUAUUUGUUGUUGAAGAUGCUUGUAAGCGGUAACAGUAACUACUUGAAGACCUCAACCAGGAUGCUUGUCCUAAAAGUGUUGAGAGACAGCGGCGUAUUCGAGCACACAUGGAAGGAGCUGGAUCUAUGGUUGGACCAUCUGGUCCGUUUCGACCCCUCACAGCAGGAGACCGUCAUUCAGUUUUUAGAUCAUGCUCUUGUUCAAGUGGUGUGUAACCAACACGUUUACACUGAAAAAGCCACAGGUAUGGUCCAGGAGGCGGCGUACCUGCAGGCAAACCUGAGCGGCCAAGAGGGAGAUGAAGCUAGCAUCCCCAUAUCACACAUCGACGAUGUGCUGGAUAUGGUUGAUGUUAUUUUGGAGGGGGGUGAAGGGGACAUCGGAGAGAUCGGGCCGUCCCUCACCGACGACGUUAUCCUCCAGACGUUCCCGUUCAGUGUCAUCGUGCCUGCUGUGCUAGAGGCUCGCAACAAUCUGCCAGCCAGUUCAAAACAUAAAAAAGGUGCGGUGUAUGAGUACAUGAGUGCAGUUCUGUGUGACGUUCUGCACUGUCAGAGGGACCCGCUGGCUCUGUGUCUGACCCUCCAGCACUAUGAUAAAGAGUUAAACACAUCAGACACUUCACCUCAUCCUUCUCUUGUCACUUUCUACCAUUACUACUCACAAUGGCUUCCCAAACCAACACAAGACAAGCUGUUUAUCGCUGCAGAUAUCACUGAGGGACCAUCAGAUGUUGGUCUGAGCGCUCUGCUGAAGGCGUCCUAUAGCGAAGGACCCGAUGCUUUCCUGCAGGAGGACUUUAAAGGGGCCGUACGGGAAGCUUUGGAUACACUUGAUCUGUACCAGUUUCCAGUGGUUGUCAAUCAAGUGCUUCUCUACCUCAGAACCUAUGUGGUCAAUUUCAAUUCGCUUGGAAAGGCCAUCGCAUCAGAGGUGUUGGGCAGUCUGAUGACAGCGCUGAACUCUCUCGUUCUGAAGCUGUUGAGCUCAGAACAGUCAACUCACAUUGAUUCUAAAGAAACACCUGAGGACAUAGACCUUUUCCUUGAUAGCGACCUUAUACCUGCUCAAAACCUUGACAAGGAACAGAUCGUGCGGACUGUGCUCAGAUCGGUGUUUAAACACCCGACUGUGGAGCAGUGGUUUUUGGCUCUGGAGUUGAGUUCUUUACCACCGCACACGCUGAAUCCCGUGCGGUUAAAGCAGCUGUGUGGUUGUCUCACGGAGAACACGCUCACCCUGCUGGAGUCCAGUGCCGCCACCCUCAGAGACCUGGAGGCGUCAGACAUUAUCAGCACGUAUCUGACCGCGGCUCACAGAGCCGUACUCAAAGAACUGCAAGAGAAGGGAAACAAAAAGUGUCCAAAAAAGGAAUCGGCCUCUGUUCGAGUUCUCCUGGCUCUGCACGAGUACCUGGACUCAUCUAGUCUGAAGGAGCUGGUGUCCCGUAUUCUGCUGCUCCCUCAAGAGUGUCUGUUGGCUGCCAAGAGUGAGUUGAGCGUGUAUGGUCGUGUGGUAUUGAAACUCCUCACGGAUGACGUGAAUCGGCUGUCUGAAGAGCACAGCAGCUCGAUCGCUCUGUCACAGGCUCACCUGCGGGGUCUGGCCGCUCUCCUCACGUCCUGCCAGUGUGUUCAGCUUGAGGACUUCCUGUUCCGGGUGUUGUCUCGGGAGCCGGGCAGUGCGAAGCUGAUUCAGAGCGAUGUUCUCCUGCACUGCAUCCAGAGAGACGGUCCAUCAGCCGGGGCCGUUGGCGUUCUCCUGCUGCAGAACUGUUCCACACACGUUCUCAGCUUUGAGCUCUGGUGCCUGGAACCAUCAAACCUGUCACAGGUCACCAUCGGGAGUGACAGCUUUCUGCGUUUACUCGACGCCUACCUGCAGAAAGCCGCCGUAGAUGAUCCUUCCCGAUCCAAAGACAUUCAGAGAUCAGUCCUGAAGACUCUGAAGAAAGCGUUCAUGUCUGAGCUGCGGAGCGCCGUGCAGGAUGGAGAAGUCAAGGUGUUGACAGGUCUUCAGUUGGACGUCCUCUCCAACCUCAUCCGACUGGCAGCUGCGAACUCUGACCUCGCACGAUUUAUGAGCGAUCUUCCUGCUAUCCUUCAGAGACCGGACAGUAAUGAAAGGUGGAAGCUGGCGGACUCUGUGAGUGUUAAGCUGUCUGAGAAUCCAGAACUGGGGACUGAGUGGAGGAAAUCUCUGCUUGCUGCUGUCUUUCACUGGCUCAUCGCUGUAUACAAAGAGCAGAAAAACCCACAAGACCAACAAGAAGAAGCCAUGUUGAAACGACUUCAGUCACUGAUGAUUUUCCCAGACACUGUUGCUGCAUCAAAUUGGAAUAACUUUGUCAAGUCCGGUCUAAAGCAUCGGUACCUUGAUCCUGUUUUUCUGGAGACCCUGAACCACUUGUUAGAGAUCAUGUAUGGGACGCUGGAGAGCCCUAAAGAGUUGAUGCCCUUGUCCACCAUUCAUAUGAUGACCACCAGCCACUCUCAGUUCUUGUCCACGAUGCUUUCCACACAAGACAGUGACGGUCUUCAUUUGUCUAAAGAGGCGUUGGUGUCUCUUCUGCUCACUGUGGUGAGAAAAUGUCCUGAAGUGUGUAACAGCAGUCACUUCCUCGUCAAUCUCGGCGCGUAUGGAGCAUCGCUGAGCACCACAGAUCAGAAGAUUUUGCUUCUGCUCCAGGAGUACGAGAAGAACAACAUUAGCCUCACGGAGUUUCAAUUUGUCUUGUGGGGUCCUGCCGCGGUGGAGCAUCAUAAAGCCCGCAAGAGUCUGGGUCCGUCUCUGUGGCAGAAGCCCAGCUCAGAGCAGCUCCUGUCACUGCUUUCCACAGACAACAUGUUAAACACCAUCACGCACUUCCCACAGCAGCGAUAUAUUAUACCUCAGGAUGGCAAAGACAUCAUCUACACACCGGAGGGCAAAGGUUGGGUAGAUCCAUCAUCUAUGUAUGACCCGUGCUUCCUCCUGCCUCUCUUCAGCUUUAUUCUUCGUCCAGAAUGUGAGGUGGACUGCCAGAAAUUUGUUACCAGUCAUGCUUUGGGUGUUACAGUGGCGGCGCUGAGCAGUUAUGACUGGAAAGUGAGGGCCGCAGCGUACCAAAUACUGGGCUCGUUUUACCAGCACCUCGAGGGAGCUCGCUUCCGAGAGAAGAGACAGCUCCUGUACUUGCUUGACACAGUCAAGAAUGGAAUCCGAAAGCAAAAUAUCCGGUUGCCGUUUGUGCAUGUGACGUACAUUGCCAAAGUUGCUCAGCAAAUUUUGAGACCAGAGGAACACAUGUAUUUGGUGAUAAACCGGUUUCUUCUGAGGAAUCAGUUUCUGGACCUGCAAAAAGUCCCUGACUUCUUCAAACUCUUUUACAGCUUUGAUCAAGAGCACAAACUGGAGCGCGAAUGGGUUCUGAGCGUGUUGGAGGAAGGGAUAAGAGAUAAGUUAUGCUAUGAGAUCUGUGAGCAGCAGAAUGUCUAUCAGACUCUCCUGGGCUUUGGGAGCAGUCCACUCUCUGAUCAGUCCUCUCAGAUUCAGAUCGUGAACGUUUUCUACAAGACCGCUCAUAUCACCAGAGCUGCUUAUGACCUCAUCAAAAACCAUGGAGUCUUAACGUGGAUAUUACAGCUGAUAGGAAAGAGGUACAUCGACAGCAGGUUAUUAAGUCGUGUCAUCGAGCUGCUCCAUAAGCUGUGGUUCACUAACUUGGGUGAUAAAGAGAGUCAAACAGAAGCAAGCGACGCUAUAGAAGAGCAACCACAAACCUCGGCCAAAUGUCUUCCUCUUCCAAUCAUCAAUGAGUUUCUGUGCACACUACUCACACUCAUCAGACAUCUGGGAGGUGGUGUGGCUGUACCUCAGCUGAAGGCAUUCCUUCACACACUCUCUUCUGUACUGAUGCAUUGUGGGACAGUUUUAAACGCUCACAAGGAGGCCGGCUGGCUGACACUCCAUCCACGGAAACCUUCUUGCUCCGAAGUCCUCAGUGUCCUGCAGCGCUGGGGAACUCUGGCCAGAGACACCUUCCUGCUGUCGGCUCUUCAAACUCUCGCCGACAAACACAAUGUCAAAGAGCUGCUUGGCUCUGGUCAAGGAAAGAGAGGAGAGAAAGGCCAAGGAAAAAGUCACUCGGCAAAGUAUGCUCCUUUCCGAACUGAAAAACAGGACGACACUGAAGCUGGACAAAGUGAUAAUCUGGUGCAAACUUAUUUGGAGGAUUGUAAACCUUUGCUUCGAGACAUCAUCAUACACUGGGAACCAAAAGUGCAAGAGCCUUCAUGUGACAAACCCGAUGCUAGUGAUCUAGAUGAUGCCGCUACCUGUUUAGUAGUCAAGUGGGCCCUUAAGACAUUGACAGAGAGCCCGUACGAGGACAGCAGUACCUCUGCUGUUUUAAAAUGGGUGCAGAGGAUCGUUCUGCCUCGCACAGAUAUCAUAGAUGCUUUAAGUGAUGAAAGCACGAGAAAGGACUUCCUCAAACUUUAUCACCAGACAUGUGAGCACACGGCCCAAGAGCAGCGCUUCACAGUCGAGACCCUACAACUCUUCUCUGCCAUCAUGAUUCAGAUGCUGGAGGCAAACUGCGGUUCUGUGAGUGACUUGCAUCAGAUGGUGAUAAGCACGUGCUUGCCUUCAGAAGUCGAUGACGACGCCAAUACAGGGAAGGAAACAGGGUUAAAGUUGCUCUCCUUGUACAUCUAUGAGAUGUGGAGUGGAGCUCAGUCCCCCGGCCUCCUCCUGACCCACGCCAGACUGCUGUGCCGAGACAACAGGACAAGCAUGAAAAAAUCUAAACCACACGUACUUCACAUGUGUAAACAAAUAUUGUCUGCUGUAAACCCAUAACUUUGCUCGGCUCAUUUGUGAGAUUCAUUUCCAAGUUGAGUGAAUCUGUUUUGUCAUGUUCGGAGUAAUUGUUUUAAAUUUGUACCUUAAGUCAAACAAAUGUUUUGUGUUUUAUUGGUUUGGAGUGCUGGGUUUAGACAAACACAUUUUGAAAAGCCAGUAUUGUAGUAUUCAUACUAUUACAUAUAAGUUAAGAAUACAAUCUAUAUUUAUAAAAACUGUGAAGAGGGACAUUUAAAGACACAUUCAUUGAGAUCAGGGUUUUAUUUGUAUUAUUAUACAUGAAUAACAGUUUGCUGAUAUCGAUUCCAUGAUGCUUCUCACAUUAAACAUUGAGUUUAUCUUCUUGA
Messenger RNA from Triplophysa dalaica, 7153 nucleotides. RefSeq names its product URB1 ribosome biogenesis homolog (gene urb1). The transcript has 41 exons. Gene Ontology annotation, cellular component: nucleolus. The record is from RefSeq and is a predicted model, not a curated record. NCBI's taxonomy places the organism in Eukaryota, Metazoa, Chordata, Actinopteri, Cypriniformes, Nemacheilidae. Bases 54 to 6803 code for a protein of 2249 amino acids. Gene Ontology annotation, biological process: maturation of 5.8S rRNA from tricistronic rRNA transcript (SSU-rRNA, 5.8S rRNA, LSU-rRNA); maturation of LSU-rRNA from tricistronic rRNA transcript (SSU-rRNA, 5.8S rRNA, LSU-rRNA).